CUCCUGGCCUAGAAUAUUGCCUGGAGGCAAAAUUAGCAGGGGUGUGAACCAACAAGGAGUGGAUUUCUACAAUUCUCUAGUCGACGAGCUUCUAUCAAAUGGUUCAAUAAUAUAGUGAUUUUACUCUCUUUUUUCUUUUUCUUUUUUUUUUUAUUUGAUAAUAAAUUAAUCAUUUAUAUUGACAAUCAAACCUUUUGUUGCUGAAAUUACAAAUUAUCAAAUGGUCUAAUAUAAUAAAAUUGACAAUCAAUUAAGUGAAAUUACAAAGUAAAAUUCAGCUGAGCUGCACUGCAGGUAUCCAGCCCUUUGUCACUUUAUUCCACUGGGAUCUUCCUCAAACCCUUGAAGAUGAGUGUGGAGGAUUCUUGAGCCCUAGCAUUGUGUAUGUAAUCAACUACUACUACUACUAUUACGACGUAGGAGUAAUUCUAAAACCCAAUUAACCCAUGAUUAUUAUCCUUACACUAGUACUAAUUAAAAAUGAUUAUGGGGACUAUGUGGACUUCUGUUUUAAUGAAUUCGGUGACCGAGUGAAGCACUGGAUUACCCUGAACGAGCCAAAUCUAUUCACCGAAUUCGGCUAUGCUGACGGUACUGCUGCACCCGGUCGCUGUUCUGACUACAUCGGAAACUGCACCGCUGGAAACUCUGCCACCGAACCCUACUUGGUGGCUCACCACUUGAUUCUUUCUCACGCAACUGCUGUCAAACUCUACAGGGACAAAUGCAAGGGUUCUCAAAAUGGUACGAUUGGUAUCACAGUGGAAACAUACUGGAUGGUCCCUAAAUAUGAGACAGUGGUCAGUCAAGAGGCUGCCUCCAGGGCUCUGGAUUUUGCGUUUGGGUGGAUUGUUCAUCCAAUCACAUAUGGUGAUUACCCCAAAAUCAUGCGAGUCAUGGUUGGAAAUCGACUGCCCCAAUUCACUGAAGAAGAAUCCAGGAUGGUUAGAGGUUCAAUUGAUUUCCUUGGAAUCAAUUACUAUUCUGCAAGAUAUGUAGAUGAUUGCACAUCCUGCCCAACCGGCGACCUCAAUCUCAGCUACACCACCGACAGCCAUGUGAACGAGACCACUGACAAAAAUGGAGUUCCUAUUGGUGAACCGACGGAGGCUAGCUGGAUUUAUAUAUAUCCCAAGGGAAUUCAACAACUGGUGCUCUAUGUUAAGAGAAAAUACAUGAAUCCUCCUAUUUACAUAACUGAGAAUGGAAUGGCUGACUUUAACAAUAAAAUAUUGCCAAUUAAGGAGGCCCUCAACGAUAGCUUGAGAAUCAAAUACCAUAGUCUCCAUCUCUCCUAUCUCUUGAAAGCAAUCAAGGAUGGAGCUGAUGUGAGAGGAUAUUACGUUUGGUCAUUUCUUGAUGACUUUGAGUGGGAAUAUGGUUUUACUGAUCGCUUCGGUGUCACUUAUGUAGACUUCAAAAACAAUUUGAAAAGAUAUUUCAAACGCUCUGCAUUUUGGUUCAAAAACUUCCUUGCAAAAGAUAAUAUUGCAAACACCUCUUUCGCUUCUAUGUAAAUGUGAAUGUGCUUCAUAUUAUAUGACUUCACUAUAUUUAUGUAUACAUCUUAAUAGACAAUUCUUUUCUUA
This is a messenger RNA of Rubroshorea leprosula, 1589 nucleotides long. The record is from the annotation of a GenBank genome assembly. NCBI's taxonomy places the organism in Eukaryota, Viridiplantae, Streptophyta, Magnoliopsida, Malvales, Dipterocarpaceae.